CCUGGACUCGCCGCCGCCGCCGCGGGACUCGGGCAGCCCCGCAGCCCCGCAGCGCUCCGGCUCCUCCUCCUCUCCUGACCGCCCUCCGCAGCGAUGGACGGAGACGGUGAACCAGAGAGCUUGGGCCAGCCGGAGGAGGUGAGCCCGGAGGGGCAGCAGGAGGAAGCCGGCGCGGAGGAGGCGAGCGCCGGGGAGGAGCGGCCCGAGGAGGAGGAGGAGGAGGCGGCGGCGUACCUGGAGGAGCUGCCCGAGCCGCUGCUGCUGCGCGUGCUGGCCGAGCUGCCGGCCGCCGAGCUGGUGCAGGCCUGCCGCCUGGUGUGCCUGCGCUGGAAGGAGCUGGUGGACGGCGCCCCCCUCUGGCUGCUCAAGUGUCAGCAGGAGGGGCUGGUGCCCGAGGGCGGCGCCGAGGACGAGCGCGACCACUGGCAACAGUUUUACUUCCUGAGCAAGCGGCGGCGCAACCUUCUGCGCAACCCGUGCGGGGCAGAGGACCUGGAGGGCUGGUGCGACGUGGAGCACGGAGGGGACGGCUGGAGGGUGGAGGACCUGCCCGGAGACUGUGGGGUGGAAUUCAUCCACGACGAGAGCGUCAAGAAGUACUUCGCCUCCUCCUUUGAGUGGUGUCGCAAAGCGCAGGUCGUUGACCUGCAGGCUGAGGGCUACUGGGAGGAGCUGCUGGACACCGCUCAGCCGGCCAUCGUGGUGAAGGACUGGUACUCGGGCCGUAGGGACGCCGGCUGCCUGUACGAGCUCACGGUGAAGCUGCUGUCGGAGCACGAGGACGUGCUGGCCGAGUUCAGCAGCGGGCAGGUGGCGGUGCCCCCAGACAGCGACGAUGGCUGGAUCCAGAUCUCCCACACCUUCACCGACUAUGGGCCCGGUGUCCGCUUUGUCCGCUUCGAACAUGGGGGUCAGGACUCCGUCUACUGGAAGGGCUGGUUCGGGGCCCGAGUGACCAACAGCAGCGUGUGGGUGGAGCCCUGAGUGACCCCUCCUCCAACCUCAGCCCUCUUGGAGGUGCAGAGGCCUGGGGUAGAUAGGCCUUAGUAGCCCCCUCACUUUUUCCAUCCCCCACCUCACCCCCACCCCCACACACUCCUCUCCUGCCCCAUUCUCCCAGCCCAGCCCCCACACUGGGAAAGAGGAGUUUUGCUGGCGUAUAUGUGCAUCUAGAAAAUAAGAUGGGUGAGGGUAUGGGCCUGGGUCGGGCCCACCGCUGAAUCCCCUGCACCUAGUACAAUGCCUGCCGCAAAGUGGGCACCUAAUAAAUAUUUGUCCAAGGAAGGAAUGAAUGAACAAACGGAUGAAUGAA
Neofelis nebulosa (Clouded leopard) is the source of this 1312-nucleotide messenger RNA. It is a transcript of the gene FBXO2, whose product is annotated as F-box protein 2. Gene Ontology annotation, biological process: SCF-dependent proteasomal ubiquitin-dependent protein catabolic process; glycoprotein catabolic process. Bases 94 to 984 code for a protein of 296 amino acids. The record is from RefSeq and is a predicted model, not a curated record. Gene Ontology annotation, cellular component: cytoplasm; SCF ubiquitin ligase complex. Gene Ontology annotation, molecular function: ubiquitin protein ligase activity; protein binding. The transcript has 6 exons. NCBI's taxonomy places the organism in Eukaryota, Metazoa, Chordata, Mammalia, Carnivora, Felidae.